AUGCCCGACCCGGAUCACGCCGCCAUCCCGAUCUCCCCGCUCCUCCAUCGUUGUUCCUUAUGCUCUGCUCUGCGAUCUGUUUUACUGUUCUUCCUUGGGUCUUGCGGCGAAGACCUAGGUGGAGGGAGGAAAAACGAGCGCGGGCGGGCCAGAAGGAGAAAGGAGGCUUCGGCCGCCCAGGCGCGAGAGGAAGAGAAAAGAAAAGGGCCAAACUUCUUGUUAUAUGUCAAUGCUGACACCAUUCGAGAGUCAUUUAUUUCUAAAUGUCAAUCUGAUAAUGGCCUUCUGAAUUUUUUGUGUUACUUAGGUGGGCACAAGGGUUUUGAUAAGGUGAUAUGGGAGGUAGCUGAUUAUAAGAAAGGCGAAAAUCCUUCCAUCACCUUCAAAUAUCACAGUCAUGAUGGGGAAGAAGGUUACCCGGGAGAUGUUGCUGUGACUGCUACUUACACCCUAACUUCUAGUACAACAAUGAGGCUUGACAUGGAAGCUGUGCCUGAAAAUAAGGCCACUCCCAUCAGCUUGGCUCAGCACACAUACUGGAACUUAGCCGGUCACGAUUCAGGAAACAUACUAAACCACUCCAUCCAGAUAUGGGCUAAUCACAUCACCCCUGUGGAUCAGAGCACAAUCCCAACAGGUGAAAUUAUGCCUGUCAAAGGAACGGCUUUUGAUUUCACGACGGAGAAGAAGAUUGGCGCUUCGAUUCAUGAGGUGCCUGGUUUAGGGUACGACCAUAACUAUGUGCUGGACUGUGGGGAAGAGAAGUCGGGCCUAAAACAUGCUGCCAAACUGAAGGACCCUUCAAGUUCUAGGGUUCUUGACUUGUGGACCAAUGCUCCGGGAAUGCAGUUUUACACUGGAAAUUACGUAAAUGGAGUAGUUGGUAAAGGCGAUGCAGCAUAUGGCAAGCACUCUGGAGUGUGUUUGGAGACGCAAGGAUUUCCAAAUGCCAUCAACCAACCAAACUUUCCUUCCGUUAUCGUUCGACCUGGUGAGAAGUACAAGCAUUCCAUGCUUUUCGAGUUUUCAUUAGAGUGAAACAUUGGGAAGGUUUAUGUUAAUAAGAUGAGUUCCGAACUUGUUUGCCUUUACCUAA
Eucalyptus grandis is the source of this 1096-nucleotide messenger RNA. Its product is annotated as galactose mutarotase-like. The transcript has 3 exons. Gene Ontology annotation, molecular function: aldose 1-epimerase activity; carbohydrate binding. The record is from RefSeq and is a predicted model, not a curated record. Lineage: Eukaryota; Viridiplantae; Streptophyta; Magnoliopsida; Myrtales; Myrtaceae. The coding region runs from base 1 to 1038 and encodes 345 amino acids. Gene Ontology annotation, biological process: glucose metabolic process; beta-D-galactose catabolic process via UDP-galactose, Leloir pathway.